Messenger RNA from Photinus pyralis (common eastern firefly), 1518 nucleotides. It is a transcript of the gene Larp7, whose product is annotated as la-related protein 7. NCBI's taxonomy places the organism in Eukaryota, Metazoa, Arthropoda, Insecta, Coleoptera, Lampyridae. The record is from RefSeq and is a predicted model, not a curated record. Gene Ontology annotation, biological process: RNA processing. The coding region runs from base 71 to 1447 and encodes 458 amino acids. Gene Ontology annotation, cellular component: nucleus. The transcript is spliced from 4 exons. Gene Ontology annotation, molecular function: mRNA binding.
GGGCAGAACGAUACUAUUUUGGUGUAAUUUUGCCAGAAUUUUUAAUUUUAAAUAAAGGUACAUUUAAAAAAUGGAUAAUGAACAUAACGUGGACGAAAAUCACGAGAAUUCUCAAAAAAAGGGUCGACAUCGUAAAAAGCAACUGUACAAAUCGAUCUUGCAACAAAUGGAGUUUUAUUUUAGCGAUUCUAACCUCGCAAAGGAACGCUUUUUGAGUCAGCUGAUCCAAAACGAUCCAUACGUCGACGUCUCCAUAUUCCUGCAAUUUAAUAAGAUACGCAAACUUACCUCGAGCCUGGAAGACGUCACGAAAGCCAUCAGCAAAUCGGAACUAAUCGAACUGUCGGAGGAUAAGACAAAGGUACGUAGAAGGCUACCGAUUAAAGUUAAGGAAAACGUCGACGAGUGCACCAUUUACGUGGAACGAUUAAAGUCGGACGCGACGCACGAGUGGCUGACGGCGAUUUUUUCCGAGUUUGGCAAAGUCACUUACGUGUCGAUUCCGAAGUACUACCACAGCAAUAUUAUCAAGGGUUUCGCUUUCGUCGAGUUCGAGACCGAGGAGUCGACAAAUGCGGCGUUGGCGUUCUUCGAGUCGAUCGAUUGUAAAAUACCGUCUGCGAUGGAACCGGAGAAGUUGUGCAGCAUCGCGACGUUCGACGAGAAGCAGCAACAGGCGAAAGACGAGUCGGUUAAAAAACGAAAGUCGUCCGACGACGCGCCGCAAAUCGAGUUGAAGAAGAAGAAGAGCGGUCGCGAUGACCCGGCCAAAGCGGAAGCGGAGCUCGUCGCGCCUGUCGAACAAGACGUGUCGGAGAGCGAAGGCGAGGAGAAGAAGAAGAAGAAGCAGAAGAAAGCGCAGAAGAGACUAACGAAUUUAAAGGAGAUGGGCCUACAAGUUCUGUCCAAGAAGGAGUGGAAGAAGAUGCGCAAUCGUUACCUGGAAAUGCAACGGAAGACGAUGUCCGACCUGAAACGGCACCUCCACAAGCAGCGCGUCGCCGAUUUUCACGCGCAAAAGCCGAAACCGAGGGAGCAGCCGCGAAGGGACGAACCGCCGAAGACCGUGCAGGCGUUCACGUCGGGCGUCAUCGUCAAGGUGGCGCUAUCCGAGCCGUGCGUCGAAAGCAAAAAACUGAAGGAGGAGCUCAAGACGAACCAUUCCAACGUUCGGUACAUCGACAUUCCGCACGCGUACGGAAGUCUGGAGCUGUACCUUCGGUUCGACGACAGUAAGAACGCGCGGGAGUUCUGCACGUCCGGCUUUAAAGACAGCAAGUGCGACGUGCUGGAGGGGGAGGAGGAGCAGAAUUAUUGGCAGAAAAUCGAAGAGUCGAGGAGUGCCAAGCUGAAGAACGACAAUCGUAAGCAAAGAGGAAGGGAUAAGUUGCUUAAAAAGGCGGAGAAACAGAGCGCCAAGCAUAUUCGAUUUGAGAAUAGCGAUUAAUUGUAAAUUUGAGAGUAUUGAACUGCCUUUGUAAUUUAAGUUUAAUAAUUAAUUAUAAUUAUUAAUUUUUA